AGGAGCCCGUCUCCAGGGCUGCUGGGUCUGACCCACCACUGAGGCCAUGUGGUGAGGACGGACCCCAGGACUGAGUGACGGGGCCUGCGUCUCACGGCCUGUCUGCUUCCCACUGCAGAGCCCAGCUACCCCAAACCCAGCAUCUCCCUGAGCCCCAGCGGGGGGGUCUCCCUGGGGGGAGCCGUGACUGUCUGGUGUCUGGGGCAGCACCGGGGCAUGCGGUUCGUGCUGAAUAAAGAGCGACGCCAUUUCCCACCUGUGGAUUCGGACGGGUCUGAGGCUGUGUUUUCCAUCAGCAAUGUGAGCCGGGAGCAGAGCGGGAGCUACAGCUGCUAUUAUCACAGCAGAUCGGAGCCGUUUGCCGUGUCGUACCCCAGCGACCCCGUGGAGCUGGUUGUGAGAGGUGAGAGGCCCGGCUUGAAUUUCCUGCUGCCUGCGCCCUGCGGUGUCCCAGCCCCUUGGGCGCUGCCUGGGAUGGGGGGACUGAGGGGGAGGGAACAGACCAGCUGCUCCUGGCACUUACGGCUCUGCUGUUUCCCAGGCGGAUCGGAACCGCCGGCACCUCUGGGUCUGACCAGCCCCAUCAUCAUCGGGGUGAGUGUGGUAGCCGCUGCCCUCCUCCUCCUCCUCGUGGCCUUCGUCUGCUUCAGAAAAACCCGAGCCAGAAAAGGAUCCACACCAAGACCGAGCAGUACCAGCCCCUCGGGGAUGUUGGAGGCCCCGGCUCACCAAGACCCCAUCUACUCCUCCAUGGACGAAAGGAAACAGCCGCCAACCCUGGAGCCUGACCCCGGCACCGAUGGACUCACCUACGUCGAGCUGGACGACCAGGCACUACAGGCCAAGCGGGGGGGCCUGGCCCGUGCCCCUGAGCCUGCCCAGCACAGCGUGUACGCCGUGAUCAACGUGAGCCAGGGGACCCCACAGUGAGAGUCCCCCGCAGCCAUGGGGCACCAGCCCCAAGGGGGCGACAGACUCACAGACUUUAAGGCCAGAAGGGUCCAUUGCGAUCAUCUGGUCUGAGCUGCUGCACAUCGCAGGCCACAGAGCCUCACCCACCCACUCCUGUAGCAGACCCCAGCCUCCGGCUGAGUCACUGACGGCUUCAAAUCAUGGGUUAAAGACGUCAAGUUUCAGAGAAUCCACCAGUGACACAAAUUUAAACCUGCCAGUGCCCCGCGCCCCAGGCUGCAGAUGAAGUUGAAACCCCCCAGGUUCUCUGCCAAUCUGACCUGGGGGUGGGGUGGGGAUUCCUUCCUAACCCCAGAUACGGCGACCAGUCAGACACUGAGCAUGUGGGCAAGACCCACCCGCCAGACACCUCUGUAGUAACUCAGAGCCCUCCCCAGUGAGUGUCCCGUCUCCGGCCAUUAGAGAGAUUUGCUUCUAGUAGUCGCGGAUCGGCUCCAUGCCGUUGUGGGAUAUCUCCUCAUCCCGUCUCUCCAGAAACGUCUCAAGCUCAGUCUUGAAGCCAGUUAUGUCCUUUGGGAGGCUGCUCCAGAACUUCGCUCCUCUGACGGUUGGGCCUUGUCUACACUACAGAGUGUUGUCGGCAAAAAGCGCCAUGAUAACAUCGCUAUUGCACGUUCACACUGCGCUUCCUCUGCCGGCAGAGCGCGUCCACGUUUGGUGCUCCAGCGUUGACAGUGAGAGCAGUGCAUUGUGGGUAGCUAUCCCACCAUGCUACUUGGCACCUUCUGCAGCUAGGGCUUGUGGGAAGGCGGGUGGAUCACAGCGCAUCAUCGGGGUGGGGCUCAGUGUCCCAUGGUGCGGCUCUCCACUGCUGUGAACGCAGCGCGGCUGGCCAGGCAGUAUGUCAUGAGCUCCCAGUCUGAACAGGAACCAGAGUUGCCCGAGCUGCUCUGUGCCAUGGAAAGAAACAACAUCAGCUUCCUCCUGGCAUUCACGGAGCGGCUGCACACGGCGGAGCGUCGCUUUGGGGCUCGGGAAACAAGCGCUGAGUGGUGGGAUCAUAUUGUUAUGCAAGUCUGGGAUAGGUGACAUGUGUGGGGGGCACGUGGGGUCAAAUGCCCCCCACAGAUUUCUGCCAGGGUGCGAGUUGGCAUGUGCGUGGGAAAGGCACCAGCAGCGAGCGCUCCCGCUGAGACCCGCUAGGUGUUGCCCAGAGCUGGGAAAUGAGACCGGGCUGGCAGCGCAGCUCUCUGCGAGAGAGGGCACGGGGAAGCCGGCUGAGUCCCAUCCCUUCCUCGCCUUGGAGCAGCAUGGCCCCCGUGAGAAUUUCAUGGGUGACACAGGUCUGGUGAACUAAGUAUUAAGCCAGCAGGGAAAUGUAUGUACCUGCUCGAGUGUGGGUCUGGACUAGCCUGCCUGGGUACGCAGAAAGGAGCUCAGGGAGUCAAGGCAAGCGGGGGCCAGGGGUGAUAUGGAGGGUGGGGGGCUGGGGGAGGCAGCAGGGGCCAAGGCUCCAAAAUACAAGUUCACAUAGGGCGCCAUUUCCCCUAAGGACAACCCCGACAGGACCGGCCUUAAGUUUGGGCGAGGUGUGUGACCGCCCAGGCGCUGUGGUCACAAGGGUGUUGCUGGAGGGGCCUUGGCAGUCACCAGGAAGCUGACCGUGGUGGUGGUGGUGGGGGGAGCCCAUCAUUGCGCCCCCCCGUCCCCACUAUCUGCAGUUACCAGUCGCCCGGUCUGGGAUGAUGAGCUGCGGCUACAGAACGUUCGGAUGCAGGAAGCCCCCUCCCUGGACCUGUGUGCAGAGCUCGCCCCAGCCCUGCGGCGCAAGGACACCCAAAUGAGAGCAGCCUCUCGCGGAGAAGUGCCCGGUGAUCGCUGUGUGGACGCUGGUGACUUCAGGCUGCUCCUGGCCAAUCGUGAAUCCGCUGGAAGUGGGGAAGUCGAUGGCGGGUGCCGCGUUAACACUAGCGCGUGGAGUCGUUAAUCACAUCUCGCUACGAAGGACCGUGACCCUUGGCAAUGUGCGUGAAAUAGCGGAGGGGCUUUGCGCAGUGGGAUUCCCUAACUGCAGCGGGGCGAUAGAGGCAACGCAGGUUCCAGUUUUUGCCCCGGACCAUCUUGCGACGGACACAUCAGUAGGAAGGGCACUUCUCCAGGGUGUUGCAGGCACUUGGGGAUCACCGUGGGCGUUUCACUGACCCAAGCGCGGGGUGCUCCGGGAAGGGGCAUGACGCUCACAUCGUCAGGAACACCGGCCUGGACAGAGAGCUGCAAACAGGGACUUCCUUUCUGCACCACAAGAUUCCAGUGGGGGAUGUUGAAAUGCCCAGAGUGAUCCUGGGACACCCGGUGUAGCCCCUGCUCCCGGGGCUCAUGAAACCAAACGUGGGAACCCUGGAGAGCACCAAGGAGCCCUUCAAACCCAGGUUGAGCAGGUGCAGAACGACCGCGGGGGGAACCAGCCCAACCCAGCCUGGAACAGCGCCAGCCAGGCCGGGUACCAGGAGGGGGGGCUCACCAUAGAACCAGCCCUGGAAACAGGCUCAUGGUGCCCAAGGAGCCA
Molecule: messenger RNA, 3478 nt
Organism: Chrysemys picta bellii (western painted turtle)
Lineage: Eukaryota; Metazoa; Chordata; Testudines; Emydidae
Source: RefSeq, a predicted model, not a curated record